GCGAUCGAGAAACGUUUGCGCUGACGAAAACAGCUUGAAAAACUCUGAUUGAAAAUGUACUAGACGAUCGAAUCGAAAUGUGCGAUUCUUGUUCGGAUUUCGUGCGUUUGUUGAACACUUACGAGAAUAAAGUUUGUAAGGAAACAAACGAUUUACCAAUCUUGAAUGAACAGGAAAUCGACACCGUUUUCGUUUAUUUACAAACAUGGCCGACGAGGCAGUGCAUGUGCUGCUACCGCGACCCCCGCAACCUCGACCGCUUCGCCACCCUGACCGAAUCGCUCAUCUUGACCUGCGUACGCCAUCUGCAACGUCUUUCCUCUUCGACCACUCCCGCAAACGGCCAGGACGACGAUCCCGCUCACCACAAACUGCUGGUCGCCGCUUCCAAGACGUUCCUGCUCAACUAUCCGUUGUACGUCGCGCUCCGCCACGCUCCUCAGCCCAUAAGGAGAGAACGACUCGGCGGAGAGGAGGAGGUGUGUGGCGCCCAUGAUGCCGACGUGCCCGCCCAACUAUUGAGGAAUGUGGGCGUGUUUUGCGGAGCGGGCGGCGUCGAGGCGGCGGCCGCCUGCUUCGAAAAGGGAGGUGGUGGCGAGAUGAGCACUACGCAGGCCCACGCUAUUGUGGCCGUCGUGUGCAACUUGAAGCUGUGGAUGAACUAUAAGAGCAUGGUGGCGAUGGUGGCGCCGUUGCGGUCGUCCGUGCUGCGGUACAUGUGUCGACUGAGCGAUCAGGAAUUGAGGACCGCCACCGUGAAAAGCAUGGCGGACUUUAUGUGGAACGCGAUCAGAGAACCGUUGGACGCGACCGGCGCCGUUUUCGAUCGCGACGGUCUGGAUUUGGCGUUCAAAUACUUCGCAUCUCCCACCUUGACGAUGCGUUUGGCCGGAGUGGCGCAGAUCAACGGCCAGAUAGGCGCUUUGGCCGAAGCAUGUGCGAACGGAGUGACGAUGGGCGGCAUGGUGGCGGGUGCGUUGGGCGGAGCCGGAGACGGAGAGUCCGCUCCUCGAUGCACCGCCGAUUGGUUGAUCGCCAACGGAAUCGUGGGUCAUUUGUUCGGCCCUAAUUUGCACGUCGAGGUGAUCAAACAGAGUCACAUCAUCUUGAACUUUCUCGCGAUGGAGAACCGCAUCACUCGAGAACAUAUCGACUUAAUAUGGGCGGCCGCCCAAUUGAAGCACUGCGCCAAACCGGUUCACGAUUUACUACCCGGUUUGGUGAAACAUUUGGCUGUUGCGCCCACUCUGCACUUGUACAAUUUGCUCAAACGGCUCGAACCCAAGGAGCACACGGAGCAGACGCUCUAUCUGGCUUCCGCCCUGAUCAAGGCGAUUUGGUCGAGAAGCGCCGGCACAAAUCAAGUGGGCGUGGAGCCGAUGCCACAGGAAGGCGUGCCGAUGCACAAGUGUUCCGCCCAGUUGCCGCCGACCUCCACAUCCGAAAACAGCGUCAGUUUGGAUCCGAGCAAUUCCGACGACGAACAUCACGGUGAUAGUUCGGAUCGUCGGUCGGUGGAUAGCGAAGAAGCGGCCGCUUUAAGACGUGGCCUGGACGGAGAACCUCCCUGCAAACUGGCGCGAAAACAACGCGCAGGCAGAAGCAGAAGACGACGCGACGGCGGCAGCAGUACCGACACAGAAAUCGACGGAGUACCGUUGAAACCCGAAAAGGCCAAGUGGAUUGCGGUUUCGCCGCGAGCCGAAAAGUUCAGUAAAAAAACGUUGAGCCAGAACAUUCAAAAGAAACUGGCGUCAGUUUUGCCGGAAGGCAUCGAAACCAUAGCGUCGAGCAGUUCGCAAGAAGAUCUGGAAGAUCUGGAAGUCAUGGAAAUGGAAGAGGACGAGGACGACGAAGAAACGCACAAGAUGAGGAAACGACGGAAAAUGUUGAGGAAAACCAGAGUCAAACGACAAAAAGGGGACGACAAGAAGCAAGAGGAACAACAUCACGAAACGGACAGCGAGCACGAGGAUCUUUUGCCGAUUCAGACGCAACUGAUGCCGAACGUGGUUGUCGAAGGAAAAGAGGAAAAAAUCCAAUUUUCGAGAAGAAAAACUCGAAGAAGGAGACACAGAUUACAAAGAGACAGUUCGGAAGAAAUGGUCAGGAGAGGAGAGUUUUUGGCACUAAGAAGAACGGGCCACAUUUUGGAAAUGUUGAGCGACGAAGAGGAUGAAACUGCGGUCGUGAACGAUGAAGACGAAGACGACGACGAAGAGGACGAAGAAGCGAGUUACUCGUCAAGAAUGAGCAACAAAUCGGAAAAGAACAUGGCCGAUUUCGAUGGAGAAGACGAUUCUGUGUGCGAAGAAGAAUUGGCUCAAUUGGCCGAAAGAGCUAGAUUGGAGCAAGCGUCGCCUAUUGUGGGAGUAGUCGAACGCAAAAAGGAAAGGAUGGGCGGAUUCAGGACGGAGGACGUUUGCAAACCUGGAAACACUUUGUUAUGGGACUUGUUACAAGACGACAAAAUUUGCCAGUUGGGGGAAGGUUUGGCGUUGGAGGCUGAAAAAACUUUGUGCAAUUUAGUUUGUUACACUCCGGAUAAAGAGAUUCGUAUGAAAUUUAUCGAAGGAUGUUUGGACAAUCUCGCCAACAACACGUGUGUGAUCGUUUCUUUACGCACGCUCCCUAAACUGCUCACCUCCUUUCGAGGUUUGGACAUGCACCACGUGACCCAUUGGGCCGAUCGUCAGCAUCACAUGAUGCGCCACUUUUUCGGCUGUCUCCGUGCGUACGCGUCGGACCGCACGAAGGCCCCGCCCCUCUACACACACCAGAUGCAGGUGCAAGUACGCUUGCAUUUUUUGUCUGCCGUUUUCUCGCCCGUCGUUUCGCCCAAUACGUUCAAAUUGAGCAUCGAACAAGUGGAUAUUUUGUGGUCCUGUCUGGCCAACGAUCCGGAAUGUUGCGACGAACUCUUCAGUUGGCUGCUGUCGCAAACGAAAACGACCGAACUGCACGCGCUUAAAUUGGACGCCCUGAGGCGCAUCUACACGCACCACCUGCCCAGUUUGCCGCCCGAAUCCUACAGCAUGAUCUGUUUGGGUCUUUUGCAACAGCUCUGCAGUUUGGAUCAUCUUCUGGGCGGCGGAUCGGACGACGAGGGCAGCGGAAACGUGGGCAUGGAUCACAUGUGGAAGAUCGCACUCAAGGCGGACAAUACGGACGUGAGCAUGGCCGCCAUCCAAUACAUAACGUCUUCGUACAUGGGCCGCAACUUGCGCAACGAACGCCGCUUCGUCGCCCAGUGCAUGACCAAUCUUCGGGCUGCCGCCGCCGAUCUCCACUCCAGCACGUCGCAGGACGCUUCCUUGCUGUGCAUACAACGCGCCUUGCUGCUGAUGAAGACGCACAUCGAAACGUUCUUUAAACGCUACGCGUAUCAUUUGCGGAAGUGGGCGCUGGAGGGACGAGGAAUUAUCAGCCACGCCCCGACCACCGACAGACAGACCGUCCCGCCGAUAAGACUGAUCGUGCAGUCGGGCAGUAGUUCGGAGAAAUGCGUGUUCGAGAUGCAGACGGGAGAUCUGGUGGCCGAGUUGAGGGCGGAGGUGGUCAAGUGGUGCGUCAAGGGUGACGGAAGCGCCGGCGGCGGGGAGGAGAAGGCCGAUCCUUGGAUCAGGAUCAUAACGCAGGGACAAGAGUUGCCGGGAGAUUGUGACGAAAAGACGUUGGGCGAGAUGGGCUUCAAGGACAAUCAGGUCGUGUACGUUUCGGCGGGGGCGUCGAGGUCGACGAGGAGACGCGAUCAUUUAGAUUGCCCCUCGGCCAGACCGGCUCCUCCACGUGACUCCCUUCCGACGCUGUUGCUCCUGCAGCCCGAUUAUUUCGAACAAUUGUUCGCGUUGAUGCGGUCGCUUAGUUGCAUGAAGAUGACCGUCAAAGGAGGACGUCGCAUUCCGCACACCAAGGCGCAAGUGUUGAGUCGCCGAGUGUGGGACAUUUUGAACCUGAUGCCCACCAGCCCCGAACUGUUGCACGGCUUUCGCCACUUGGACCGUCCUUUGCACCAACUUCUCGAUCCUUCGAGCGCACAGAGGCUCAUGUAUUCUUUGAGCGUGGUCGAAGCGUUGGCUCAAGAAACCGUUCCGAUCGCCAAAGAGACGAAAGAGAUUAGAAAGAAGAAAGACGAAGAGGAAAAAGAGACGAAGAAGGUGAACGAAGACGAAGAAGCGAUCGUAAAAUUAAAAGAGGAGGAAGGAAAGGAGGGGAACGGUGAAAAGGAAGAAACGGUGACGGAAGACUGGAGUUCGAGAUUUGUCAAGUACGGCGGACUGAGACAUCUGUUCGACAUUUUUAUGUCUGGUGUUUUACAAAGAGAUUGCGAAGAAGAUUCCGACUGGCGUCAAGACUGCCUCGCCUCAUUACUGAAAACGUUGUGCAGAUUGGGCGUGACCGGAUCCGUCAAUCGUUCCGCUUUGGACGGUAACAAGACAAAUCAAGUUUCCGUGGUGAAAAAAGAACUGCUCGAGUUGAUGGUGGUGGACAGAACGAUGGCGAAACUCUGUGGAAUAUUGGAGGAAGCGUCCAGACCGAGAGAUCCGGGAUUAUGUCGAACCGGAGUUUGGGGAAGGGCGCAGGUGGUCCAUUAUGCAAUGGCUCUUUUGGUACCGUGGUUGCACUGCAGCGAGGAAGCACGACAAGGACUGUUUGAAUCAUCGAAUUUUGCCGAUUGGUUGAAGAGAUUAAUUUUGGACGAUCCGGAGCCAGCAGUGAGGAGAGAAACUUGUUCGGCAGUUUAUAGAUUAUGUGUGGGCAACGGGAACGGGAACGGAUUGAAAUUAGCCGGACCGGUUCUGGCUAAACUGUUAAACUAUCUAGAUUGUGCGGAAGGAAUGAGGCCGCAAAAACCUGAAAUGAACACUCCCGAUGACGGUAAAGAACCGUACGGUCCCGCUUGUCGAGACUACUUUUGGCUAGUCGCCAGACUGAUCGACGAACUGCCUUCUUCGGAUGAAGACAAUCAAGCUCAGAUCGACAUAGAGGCGUUGACCAGAAGAGUUUCGCGGUCGUUGAUUGAAAGAGACUUUUUGGAGUCGCGACACAGAACGGUGGAUGAUGACGGUUUGGUCGGACUGUUGACGGUGGCAGCCAGUUUAGCAAGAAGGAGACCGGCAUUCAGAACGGACGGGGGUGGUCAGGAAUUGAUCGAUCAGGUGUUUGAUUUCCUGUUCGCCCUUCCCAAUCCCAAAUUGAGACACGUGCCCAAAUGUAAAUCGGCGCGUGCUCGAACCGCUGCUUUCGAUUUGCUCGUCGAACUGGUCAAAGGUUGUCCCGAAAAUUAUGACAUUUUGCACGAGAAACUGCUCAAGCAACACCAGCCAGGUCCUCACUCGCCCUAUCCUUGGGAUUAUUGGCCGCACGAUGACGGCCGUGCCGACUGCGGAUACGUGGGCCUCGCUAAUUUGGGGGCGACCUGUUAUAUGGCGUCGUGCAUGCAGCAUCUGUACAUGAUGCCGGCCGCUCGAGCUUCGAUACUGGCGGCAGAUCACACGCACGCCCGUCACGGACAAACGCUGAGGGAGAUGCAGAGGAUGUUCGCCUAUUUGUUGGAGAGCGAACGCAAGGCGUACAAUCCCCGCGGCUUCUGUAAAGUGUACACGAUGGACCAUCAACCGUUAAACACGGCCGAACAAAAGGACAUGGCCGAAUUUUUCAUCGAUCUCGUCAGUAAAUUGGAAGAGAUGACUCCGGAUUUGAAACGCGUCGUCAAAUCUUUAUUUUGCGGCGUCAUCACCAAUAACGUCGUCAGUUUGGAUUGUGAGCACGUCAGCAGAACUCUAGAAGAAUUCUACACGGUCCGUUGUCAGGUGGCAGACAUGCGCAAUUUAUACGAAUCCCUCGACGAAGUUACCGUCAAAGACACUUUGGAAGGCGACAACAUGUACACGUGUUCGCAGUGCGGCAAAAAAGUUCGAGCUGAAAAACGGGCCUGUUUCAAAAAAUUGCCGAACAUCCUCUGUUUCAACACCAUGCGAUACACGUUCAACAUGCUCACGAUGCUAAAGGAGAAAGUCAACACGCACUUUUCCUUCCCGUUGCGGCUAAACAUGAACGGUUACGUGGACCAUCAUCAGGAAUCGACCCAAGACGACGAACAAGAACCGAAGGGACACGAAUACGACCUGAUCGGGGUCACCGUUCAUACUGGAACGGCGGACGGAGGACAUUACUACAGUUUCAUUAAAGACAGGAUGCAGGAAAAGUGGUUCCUGUUCAACGAUGCGGAGGUGAAACCGUUCGAUCCGCAGCAAAUAGCUACCGAAUGUUUCGGAGGAGAGAUGACCAGCAAAACGUACGACAGCGUGGCGGACAAAUUCAUGGAUUUUAGCUUCGAGAAAACUAACAGCGCAUACAUGUUGUUUUACGAAAGAUGCACGGCCACAGAAGAAGUGGACGUGGAGGUCGGUUCGUCGUCGACUCAGGUUAAUACGAGCGUAACUUCGACCGUUUCUUCAGCUUCAAAUCCCGUUUUAUCACCAGAAUUGGAGGACUGGAUUUGGAGAGACAACAUGCACUUUAUACAAGACAAGAAUAUAUUCGAGCAUACCUAUUUCAAUUUCAUGUGGCAAAUGUGCGGUCACAUCCCGCAAACGCUUCUUUCCUCCGCCACCGCCAAAGCCGCCGAACUUUCGACCACCUUCUUCAUCGAAACGUUCAUACACGCCAAAGAGAAGCCCACGAUGGUACAGUGGGUGGAGUUGGUCACGAAGCAGUUUAACGCCUGUCCGAAAGCGUGCGAAUGGUUCCUGGAUCACAUGGCCAAGGAUACGUGGUGGCCCGUUCAAGUGUUACUCAAAUGUCCCAACCAGAUGGUCCGACAGAUGUUUCAGCGGCUGUGCAUGCACGUCGUCCAAAGAUUGAGACAAACUCAUUCAUGUUUGUACCCGAAAACCGAUCAGAGUGAACCGGAAACGGCCGAUCGAUCGACCUUCAGCGGUUCCUGCGUCACCAGAUUCAUCAAGACCCUGUUGUCACUGAUGGAACACGGAGCGAAAUCACAUCCGAAACAUUUAACGGAGUAUUUUGGUUUUCUGUACGAAUUCAGCAAAAUGGGCGAGGACGAGACCAAAUUUCUUUUGGCCUCGGACGCAAUCAGCACCAUGGUUCACUUUUAUUUGGGACAAGGCGCAAACGACUUUGUGGAUGUCAGUGACGGAGAUGACGAAGACGAAGCGGCCGUUUCGAUAGCCGCCGCCGCGGACAAAUACAAACCGGCCAGUCUGGACAAGAUGAUCACGUUAAUUGCCUCGCUGGUCGAGAAAUCUCGCGACUCUGCCGGAAAGCUGCAGCUCAGUGAGAAGGACUACAACGCGGUGGCGGGAGGGAAGGGAUUCGCUUUUCUCCAUCAGCAGAUCCGCGACAACAUCAACCUGCAGCAGACGCGCAAUCUGAUACAUUCUUUGUGCAAAUCGAGCGGCGGCAACGCACUGGCACAAUCGAUAAUCUGUAUGGUGUCCCAAGCCAUCGCUCGCCAUUCGGAGGCGUGUCAGCCCUUCUUUAAAAUGCUCACGCUACUAACGGAGGGCGGAUCGACCGGCGCGGCCUCGGGUUCGACGUCUCAGCCGCCGUGUUUCACUCAGCUGGUGCUGCAGAAGGUUUGGGAGGCGGCCGAGUGCUGUCCAUACUCGGCGCUCGACUGGUUGGCUUUGCAGGUGACGAGAAACAGAUUGGUUCAUCAGUGGGUUCUGUCGUCGGUAGAUUCGUGGUUGGAGCACUUUCUGAUCGCCCACAACAAUCAGCGGGUACGAACGGCCGCCGGCUAUCUGCUGGUCUCGCUCGUUCCGUCGUCCGCCUUUCGGCAGGGAUUCCGCGCCACGCAUCGCAUGCAACGCGAACCGCAGCUCGGCGCGGACGCUCAGUCGGUUUUGCACCAGGUGUACGGCGCCCUUUUGCGGUUGCUGGCGCCGGCCAAACAUUACACGGAGACCGGUCAGCACGGCACCACCAAACUGACCACCUACUUUGCAUUGUUAAUGUAUUGUUGCGUGUCGAGGGCGGAGAAGUUGAUGUUUGGCCAAUACUUCGUUCAACUGUGGUACCUGUUCCAUCCGAAGCUGAGCGAACCCUCUAUCCCGGCCUACCACAACAAGCAGGCUCUCCUCGCUUUUUGGAACCACGCUUGCACGGACUGUCCGGAAAAUGUGCAGCUCAUGCUCCAGAACGGGCACGUCACCAAGAACAUCGCGUUCAACUACAUCCUUGCGGAUCACGACGAUCAAGAAAUCGUCAUGUUCAAUAGGGCCAUGUUGCCGGCUUACUAUGGCCUCUUGCGCAUGAUGUGUCAACAGUCGAGGGUGUUUACGCGAAACCUGGCGCAGCAUCAGAACUUGCAGUGGGCGUUCAAGAACAUCACCCCGCAUCCCACUCAGUAUCCGCAGGCGGUUGAGGAACUGUUCAAGUUGAUGCAGCUGAUGAUCAUGAAACAUCCGGACGCAACCGAAGCCGAACAACGGGAAAUUUGCAAUUUCAGACGUACCACUUUGAUGACAUACUUACAAUGUUUGGAUGGAAGGACUAGUUGGGGCACGUUAAUCUCGGCAUUCCGAAUUCUGUUGGAAACCAACGACGACAAACUGUACGUCGUUUACAAUGGCGGUUUGCAAAUCGUAUUCGAAUGCUUUCAAAACCUGCACGUGAUGCUGCACGAGGCGACGGCGUGUCACGUAUGUGGCGACCUUCUCGACGUGUUGUCAAUCCUGCAGGACUUGAUCCGUGCCGUCAGGACGUUCAGGGAGGCGAAGGACGCGCGUGCCCUUUUGUUGGCGACGAAGGAUUGGCCCGAAGUGAUACGGAAACUGGCGACUCUAUUGAACACGUACAAUCCUCAGGACGUGCGAACUUUAUCCAUAGACGUCCUGAAAGAGUUCGUCCUCACCACGACCCCGGAAUCGCUUCAGGUGUUGGUGCCUCUGCUCUACCACUGUCACACGGCCUACCAGGAGAGUCAAGACGCGGCCGUGCCUCUGGGCCCGUAUUUUCCCAGAAGAGGUCACACCCAGGUGCAGAGCACGGUGGUGGGUAAGGGAGCGGCCAGACCUCUGAGACCGAUGGUCCAGAUGACGGUGCCGCACAAUCAGCUCGAAUGCGCCAGGGGCGUGGAUCCGAACUACGACGCCGCCCUGGACGCCCACUACGCCCCCUACCAUUCACUCAUUGACGUUCUGUUUCGGCUCGCCGUCAACGCCGAUUGCGUGGUCGACUCGCUCGUCGGCCUGUCGGCAAUCGUCGGCUUCGAGGCCGUUCCUCUGCACUCCGUUCAUUUCCCCAAACUGUGGCUGGACGUGCUGAGGGCGCAGAACAUCGACAGAAAAUACAUCACGAUGUUGAGUUCGAACAGUUACUUUGUCGAUUACGUCGACGCCGUUUUGUUGGACGAGCGCUCUUCCCUCGCCAUCGAUCCCAUAUACGAGUUUCUCGUCGCCUUCUUCCCCAAAGUUUCGAAUCGAGUUCUGACGGAAAGAACACUGACAACGAUAACGGCGGGCGUCCAGUCGCUGAUCGAGCACGCGUCCACUUUGGAACUGUGCACGAAUCGGUUGGCGGGCGACGUCCGCGCUCUCGCUCUGGUUUACGGAAGCGAGGAUCGCCCCGCGCCUCCGCAGCUGCCCCUCACGCUCAACCGAAUACGGGGACGGAUCGGCAGAGAGAUGGAACGGGUCAACGGUGAGUCAAAGUCCGACGAGAAGAAGGAAGAGGCGAGCACCUCGAAAGGUGCUGCGACCAAAGAAGCGGCCAAGGCGGACGACCUCAAACGUUUGGAUCGAAUCGUCGCAGAAGUUUUGGACGUUUUGAACAAGUGAUCAGUUUAUUGAUUUUUUAUUUUUUUUCUUUUUUGUAUAGAUUCUUUGAUGAACGAAUAAAGUUUUUUUAAUUGA
This is a messenger RNA of Aethina tumida (small hive beetle), 9881 nucleotides long. Its product is annotated as ubiquitin carboxyl-terminal hydrolase puf-like. Lineage: Eukaryota; Metazoa; Arthropoda; Insecta; Coleoptera; Nitidulidae. The record is from RefSeq and is a predicted model, not a curated record. Bases 78 to 9806 code for a protein of 3242 amino acids. Gene Ontology annotation, cellular component: cytosol; nucleus. The transcript is spliced from 36 exons. Gene Ontology annotation, molecular function: cysteine-type deubiquitinase activity; cysteine-type endopeptidase activity. Gene Ontology annotation, biological process: protein deubiquitination.